Trametes versicolor FP-101664 SS1 is the source of this 910-nucleotide messenger RNA. Its product is annotated as alkaline phytoceramidase. The transcript has 7 exons. The record is from RefSeq and is a predicted model, not a curated record. Lineage: Eukaryota; Fungi; Basidiomycota; Agaricomycetes; Polyporales; Polyporaceae. Gene Ontology annotation, biological process: ceramide catabolic process; ceramide biosynthetic process. Gene Ontology annotation, cellular component: endoplasmic reticulum membrane. Bases 38 to 910 code for a protein of 290 amino acids.
CCCAAGUCUUCCUGUAACCACCGCCCAGCAACUGCCCAUGUCGGCCUUCGCCAACGCCACUGCAGGAGCCUUCUUCUCCAGCCGAGCCUUCUGGGGUCCCGUCACUGCCACCCUUGACUGGUGUGAGGCGAACUACCAGUUCUCGCGUUAUAUCGCCGAAUCUGCAAACACAUUCUCCAACUUGUUCACGAUCGCUCUUGCAGCUUUCGGCGGAUACCAGUCACUGUCGCAGGGUUUGCCAUCACGGUAUCUGGCAGGAUGGACGGGCUUCGCAUUAGUCGGCAUCGGCAGCUUCAUAUUCCAUGCAACGUUGCUCUUUGAAGCACAGCUCAUGGACGAGCUUCCGAUGAUCUACGUUGCAAGUUACUGCUGUUCAAUGCUCUUCGACACUUCUCGGGGGUUCAACUUCAAGGGAUCAAAUGCGCAACAAUUAGUUGUGGGCUCCGUCAUGUUUGACAUCCUGUUCACUUGGUCAUAUUACCUGUCCCGCGACCCCGUCUACCACCAGGCGGUGUUCGCCAGCAUCAUGUUCACCAACAUCUUCCGUACCACAUAUUUGCUGCGGAAUGACGAGAUCGGGAAGAGACUGCCGCCUGGCCCGCGCUCGGCCAUUACCCGUCUUUUCGCCUCGGGCGCUGCGACUUUUGCCCUCGGGUUCUUCGUCUGGAACCUGGACAACAUCUUUUGCUCGACAGUAACCAGGUGGAAGACCUCAGUUGGCUGGCCCGUCGCGUUCAUCCUCGAAGGACACUCAUGGUGGCACGUCCUCACGGCUACCGGAACGUACCUCAUGCUCGUCGGGAACUCAUGUGACACACUAUGCAUCAAGGACGACCACGCCAACUGGACCAUCACCAAGUGCGCAGGGCUCCCCCGCAUCACACGAGUGUCGAAAACGAAGACGCAAUAA